This is a messenger RNA of Eimeria tenella, 1209 nucleotides long. RefSeq lists its product as uncharacterized. Bases 1 to 1209 code for a protein of 402 amino acids. NCBI's taxonomy places the organism in Eukaryota, Apicomplexa, Conoidasida, Eucoccidiorida, Eimeriidae. The record is from RefSeq and is a predicted model, not a curated record. The transcript has 2 exons.
AUGAAUAAACUUCGAAGCUUUUUGCGAUCUCCGAAGGAGAAGCGUCCAGAAGCUGACGGCCUCGAGACGCAGGUUCGCCAGGCUUCUGCUGCUGUUGCUGCUGCUGCUGCUGCUGCAGCAGCGGCUCAGCACGCAGACGACUCCCCGGCUGCAGCAGCAGCAGCAGCAGCAAAACAGACAGACCCUCCGCCUGAAGCCGCAGCAGCAGCUGACCAGACAGAUAACAUGCCUGCUGCUGCAGACUCCCAUGCAGUAGCCGAUGGAGCAGCAGCAGCACCAGCAGCAGCAGCAGCAGCAGAUGCAUCGUCAAUAGCAGCAGAAGCAGACGGGCGCAGUGAGGCUGAUGGAAAUCAGCGCGAUGGCUCUGCUGCUCCAGUCACGGCUGGUGCUGCUGCUGCAGUGAAGCCAGCAAAUGCUGCUGCUGCAGUGAAGCCAGUACAUGCUGCUGCUGCAGUGAAGCCAGCGAAUGAUGCUGCUGCUGCUGCUGCUGCUGCUGCAGGCCCCUCUUGUUUGCGCAGCGGCUCUUCUGAGGGCCUUGGGGUGUCUCGACAGCUGACGCGGAGUGUGGGGUUUGCGAGACAGGACAGCGCAGUGCAAACAGCAGCAGCAGCAGCAGCAGCAGCAGCUUCGGGGACAGGUCCCACCGCAGCAGCAGCAGCAGCAGCAGCAGCACCAGGAGCAGCAGCGACCGCAGCAGCACCAGCAGCACCAGCAACAGCAGCGUCACAAGACGCAGCAGCAGCAGGAGCUUUGCGCAAAGGGCCGCCCUCGGAAGCAGCUGGGCCUGCAGUAGCAGCAGCGUCAGCAUCAGCAGCCCCUGCAGCAGCACCUGCAGCAGCAGCAGCAGCACCUGCUGCAGCAGCAGCAGCAGCAGGGUCUGCAGACUAUUCAAGGGGGUUUUCUUCUCGGCGUUUGGACUCUCGGUUUUCUGUUGCUGCUGAGAAGCAGUUUAUAACUCGGGGUGUACAGACAGCGUGCCCGUCGAGCUUCGCGAGCAGCAGCAGCAGCAGCAGCAGCAGCAGCAGCAGCAGCUGCCCCCGACACUUCCCCUUUCGCCCCUUUUCCCAUUUGGCCCCUUUUGAAAGAUUUGCAAUUCCAAAAGACAGCUUCACGGACUACUGCGGCAGAGGCAAACUAGUUGGUGGAAGGCUCUCAGUGGGCAGCUGCAGCAGCAGGGAACCAAAGAGUAAAGACAACAAAACAAAUUAA